Molecule: messenger RNA, 1203 nt
Organism: Aspergillus neoniger CBS 115656
Lineage: Eukaryota; Fungi; Ascomycota; Eurotiomycetes; Eurotiales; Aspergillaceae
Exons: 3
Coding region: 1-1203 (400 amino acids)
Source: RefSeq, a predicted model, not a curated record
AUGAAUCACAUUCGCUUCUACCAGCCUAAAAUCUUCACCUCGCGCACAGAUGAAACUUCUAUGCCUUCUGAUAUCCACUCUGAGACAGAAAAUAACAAGAAAGACUCGAAAGCCCUCCAUUUACCAACUACAUUACAUGGUAACCAUCCCCUUCCCAGAAAGCCCCCACCUACAUAUCCAGCCAACGAGGGUUCUGUCUCAUUAGAAGGUAAACCUGAAGAUAUAUCUCCAGGUAUAAAGGCACUCCUGGCUUCUCCAUCAGAAGGGGCAGAGAUCGCGCACCUGGAUACAGAUACACAACAGAGAAGUAAUACACGAGAAGAACACAGCGGACACAUCUCUACACGCAACCAAAGUAGUAGUAGCAAAUAUACACCCAGUUCUCCAACAGUUAAACCACAAGCAUCCCACUCAGAAUAUUCCGGUUUCAGGUCUAUGAGCAAGGCAGUGGACGCAAAAUCCGCACCACAAACCUUAGCUUCCGGUGAUCAACAACCUGGUAGCCCAAGUAAACUUGGAUCAUCCAAUACGGAAGACUAUCGCAACCGAUCUUGCAGCAUGGAUGUGAUAAACUCUCCUUAUUAUUUAAAUGGUCAAGGUACAGAACCUACAUCACCGACAUCAGAGCACUCGGAUACUUGUUUAACAGCUGAACGACCGAGGGCCGACAUGCACUUCCUGGAGAACCAAGCAGAAAGCACUGAAAUCUCGGGCCGACCCAGAAGAACAAACAUUGAAGUGGUAGUACCCUCUCGACACCGCCGUUCUCUGAUACAAGAAUAUUUAGCAGAAUCUGGCUCAGACAAUGAUGAUCCUGGCGACACAGAUUUUCGGACAGAGUCCAGCAAAUCAGGAGAGGACCUCGCACCGUUAACCAAUACACGCAAGCAUGUUUGUAGGAUACAUCCCCGGAAACAAAGGCACAUCAGACAUCUGACCAGCUCUUCAAGGGGCAUGUCGAACCCUGCAGCAUCACAUCCAACAGAGUCUACAGGGCGCUAUCCACAACGUAUCUCGUCAGUCUUUGCUACCACGCCUAAUAGCCGCACUUGCUCAUCAUGUGAUUGCAUAUCAAAAUCUAUCUCUCGGCAUAGCUCGGGUAGUUGGCCCGACCUUCUAAGCCCAGAAUCCUGCUCUCGGGGAAGGGUACCGGAUGCAAGACACGAAAUCCUCAUCAUCCUGAGUUUGACGAAUCUCACAUAA